AUGGCACAGAAAGUGAUGAAGAAGGCGUCGCCCCGCGGGUUGCUCAAGCAGCCUUUGCGGCAUCGAUUCUUCGCCCUUCGCCAUGGCGAGUCCAAAGCGAACGUCGCCAAGAUCAUCAUCUCCGAUCCCAAGGUGGGCACGAAGAAAUACGGCUUGACGAAAGCAGGGCGCGCUGCUGUCAAGCGCACAGGCUCUCGAUUCAUCAAGAGUGCUUCCUCGCGUGUGGUGAUUGUUUCUAGCGACUUCUCCCGGGCUCGGGAGACUGCGCAAGUCUUCGCGAAGACGUUGCGGAAGGCCGGCCUGAGAUGUCCAGUGCAACUCUCGACGGCGCUUCGGGAGAGGCGCUUCGGCUCUCUGGAAGGCGGCAGCGACAGCCGCUACAAUGAGGUUUGGUCCAAGGAUCGGCGUAACGCUGCGGCUCGGCCGUUUGGGGCGGAGAGUGCAAAGGCAGUGCAGAUCCGGACUGCGAAGCUGGUCUCAAGACUGGACCAUGACCUUCCUGACGGCGCUGAUGUGGUGCUCGUGUCCCACGGAGAUGCGCUGCAAAUCCUGCAAACCGCUUUUCAGGGGAUUUCUGCCGCUUCCCAUCGCUCCUUGUCUCACCUGGAUCGCGCGGAGCUGCGUGCACUGAACCCUGAGGUUUAG
Molecule: messenger RNA, 645 nt
Organism: Symbiodinium sp. CCMP2456
Lineage: Eukaryota; Dinophyceae; Suessiales; Symbiodiniaceae
Source: the annotation of a GenBank genome assembly